ACUUCAACCACUUCACAGGGCAGGCAUGGAUACGGCAUUGAUGCGGGCGAUUAGGUUUAACAUCGCGUUUAAAAAUAAACAAACCAUGUUUAAAGAGCUAUUGGUGGCCACGUUGUUGGCCUGUAUGAGCCCGAGCCGAGUCCAUGGGUUGGGCGACCAGUGCGGCGGCCACGAGCUGCCCCACAGCCCGCAACGGGACCACUGGCUACAGGUGCUCAAACACGAAGAAUCUAGCCCGUUCAACAACAACCCGGGCACUUACAAAGUGUACCGCAAUGUCCGCGACUACGGGGCCAAAGGGGACGGCGUAACCGACGACUCCACGGCCAUCAACCUGGCCAUCAGCGAAGGCGACCGGUGCGGCAUCGGCUGCGGC
This is a messenger RNA of Medioppia subpectinata, 376 nucleotides long. The record is from the annotation of a GenBank genome assembly. Lineage: Eukaryota; Metazoa; Arthropoda; Arachnida; Sarcoptiformes; Oppiidae.